This is a messenger RNA of Columba livia (rock pigeon), 5417 nucleotides long. It is a transcript of the gene ZDHHC3, whose product is annotated as zinc finger DHHC-type palmitoyltransferase 3. Bases 237 to 1220 code for a protein of 327 amino acids. Gene Ontology annotation, molecular function: palmitoyltransferase activity. The transcript has 7 exons. NCBI's taxonomy places the organism in Eukaryota, Metazoa, Chordata, Aves, Columbiformes, Columbidae. The record is from RefSeq and is a predicted model, not a curated record.
CGGGGCCCUGCGGCACCCCGGCGGCUGGGCCGAGCCCCGCCGGGCGCGGCGCCGCCAGCCGCCCGUGGGCCGGGGAGCCCCCCGCGCCGCGCCCGGCGGCGGGGCGGGGACGGGCCGGGAGAGGAAGGGCAGGGGUGCGCGCUGCCUCCCGCCGCCGCCGCUCACUUCCUGGUUCCUCCCGGCGGCCGCCCCACCUCCUCGCAGAGCUUAGCAUGCAAGUAUGGACAUAAUAGCCUAUGAUGAUUACUCCAGUCCACCGCUUCAGAGAUAUUGAAAGGAAACCUGAAUACCUCCAGCCAGAAAAGUGUGUUCCACCUCCAAGCCGCGCUUCCCUGGGAACAAUGUGGUUUAUUCGAGAUGGCUGUGGUAUUGCAUGUGCUGUCGUUACCUGGAUGCUGGUGUUCUAUGCCGACUUUGUAGUCCUUCUUGUCAUGCUAGUUCCAUCGAGAGAUUAUGUUUAUAGUGUCAUCAAUGGCACACUGUUCAACACCUUGGCUUUCCUCGCUUUGGCGUCACAUUUUCGUGCUAUGCUGACAGACCCAGGUGCUGUACCCAAAGGUAAUGCCACAAAGGAGUUCAUCGAGAGUUUACAGCUAAAGCCAGGACAGGUGGUUUACAAGUGCCCAAAGUGUUGUAGCAUCAAACCUGACAGAGCACAUCACUGCAGUGUUUGCAAGAGGUGUAUUCGGAAAAUGGACCAUCACUGCCCGUGGGUCAAUAACUGUGUAGGAGAGAAUAACCAGAAGUACUUUGUACUGUUUACAAUGUAUAUAGCACUGAUUUCCCUGCAUGCUCUAAUCAUGGUGGGAUUUCACUUCUUGUAUUGCUUUGAAGAAGACUGGACAAAGUGCAGUUCCUUCUCUCCACCAACUACGGUGAUUCUUCUCAUCCUCUUGUGUUUCGAGGCUCUCCUGUUUCUCAUCUUUACCUCAGUUAUGUUUGGGACCCAAGUACACUCCAUCUGCACUGAUGAAACGGGUAUUGAGCGUCUUAAAAACCAGAAGCCAACCUGGGAGAAGAUCAGCGGCUGGGAAGGAAUGAAGCUGGCAUUUGGUGGUGCCUUCUCCUUGGGCUGGUUCAAUCCCUUUUCGAACCUGAACUGCAGGAGCCCAGUGCCGGCUGAAGCGGCAGCAGCAGCUCCUGCAUCUGCAAUAUUGACCCAAGAAGAAAUUGAGCAGUUUCUCACUCGAGAUGUUGCCGUCCCAGUGUUACAUGAAUAAGCAAAGCAUUCUCCAAGGUGUCAAGAGCAGCUUUCAGGUGGUUCUUUUUGUUUGUUUUUAAUAACUGCUUUUGCUGGAGAUCUAAAGGGUUGUUUUUUAACAUACUUUGGGUGCAUUAAAAAAUUCAGAAGUAUUUAUCUGGAAGCUGGGUACAGCACUAGCAGAAGCAAUGCAAAUCUCCAGAGAAAGCUUUGUAAGGGAUGAGAUUCAUAAUCUCCUUCUUGGACCUGUGACAAGUGCUUCAUUGGGCUUUUCUUACUUGGCCUUUAAGGGAAGUUUAUAAUUGUUGGAUAGGUUGGCCCCAGCUCCCAGAAAUGUGCAGUCCUAAGGAGACUGGUUAAUCUUUUGUUGUUACAGCUUCUUGGAGGGCUAAAUAAUAAACCAUGCGCAAUGGCCAGAUUAGCCCAGACCCAAAGGUUUUCUUGGAGAAAGUGUCCUUUUUAGCUCUUUCUGUGGAUUAUGAAAACCACUGGUGCUCAGGUCUUGGCAAAGGUGGAAUACCAGACUACAGGCACAGCAGAUGGGUGAGCUCACCGUGGGUAUUAUUCCUUUGGGCUCCAAAAUAUCUCCAGGGGUACAUUUUGACCCUCUGUGCUCGUGGGGCUGCCCAAGACUUUGGCUGAGAGGACAGCGAGCUGGUAGUGCUGCUGGGCUAGCGGGAGCCUUCAUCCACAGCCAGCACAACCGAGAGCGGGCAAGUACUGGCCAAGUUUUCAAGCUGCUGGUGGGGAAAAUCUUUCGCCAGGAUGUGCGGUUCCUGAGCACGUACGAUGUGUGGAGCGGGAGCUGCCUGGCCGAGCUCUGCAGCCCAGAACACAGGCAGCUGGUCUAGGCUGGGCACCAGGGAUAUUUCUGCCAUAAAGAAGAGGGUGAUGCGUGAGCACCCUGCUGAUGGAGGUACUGGCUCUCUCCAUUUGUCUUGUCUAAUUUAGAUGUCUGUCUGUCUUUUGUUUGUUUUUCCUUGAUGGCCAGAGUUAGCUGAGGAUGAAUAUUGCUUCUUAAUCAUACUAGGGUUUAACAUUGUGCUGUUAUUUCCUUAUGCUAAUUUUGCAGCCAGCUCCUGGAGCACAUUGGUGAGUGCAUAGCAGGAGCGUGCAUUGCUCAAGGAAGGCGUCACUGCAGGUGGCAGUAGUUGCAGCAACGUCAUGGGGAGGUGAUGCUAGCCGCUGCAUCCAAACACGCUACAAACACUUGGUGUGCUCCAAAUGUCAGUGUGGUUUUAGUUCAGACUGUUUUUCAGGUUUGUUUGUUUGUUUUUCUUCUUCUCAUGUCCCUUAGCUCAAUUGUCAGUAAAUUUUGCAGGAUAUUAGAGACGUGCUCCUGGUUUCCUCCCCCCCACAGGACGAGCUUGCGUUCAUCUCCCCCCCCUCUAUAAUGUGGACCAAAGAUAACUGUUUCCUCUCAAAAGUAAAAGAAAGGAGUUUUGGGGAUGAAGGCAUAGUAUUGCGCAAGACCUAGAUGAAGUUUUUAUUAUUUAUAGAAGCAAUACCAAGUGCAAUUUGUGCAAGACGUAUUAAUGGUGUGACAUUCAGGGAUACUGUGAAGGGAUGAGAUUCUCUUCUGCUCUUGUCCUCUGCCACAGCAGUCCCUUUUUCUGGCAAAGGGACUGGGAACAAACUGAGUGCCGUGACUGUUAGGAGCACAGCUUGGCUACAACCUAGGGAGUAUUCUCAAGCAGUUGUUCUAUCCCGUAUCCCCUCUGGAUGGCCCCUCUUUUUCAAAGGAAAUUAGAUUUAGAAAAAAAUGGAUUUAUAAAAGCCUUUUUUUGUAAAGAAAAACAGCCUGAGUUUGUGGAGGAUUGAGGUGUACUCUCCUGUAAUUUAGACAUGAGGCCUUUGAACGUCAUUGCUCUGUGCAACAGCGUGAUAGCGAGAGAAGAAGCUCUCCUGCUCCUGCACCAGCCUGCGUUCAUAGCAUCAUAGAAUCAUUUCAGUUGGAAGAGACGCUCAGGAUCAUCGAGUCCAACCAUAACGUAACCUAAGUCUAGCACUAAACCAUGUCCCUAAGAACCUCAUCUAAACGCCUUUUAAACACCCCCAGGGAAGGUGACUCCACCACUUCCCUGGGCAGCCUGUUCCAAUGCCUGACAACCCUUUCUGUGAAGAAUUUUUUCCUAAUGUCCAAUCUAAACCUUCCCUGGUUCAACUUGAGGCCAUUUCCUCUUGUCCUAUCACUUGCUACUCGGGAGAAGACACCAACACCCUCCAUGCUACAACCUCCUUUCAGGUAGUUGCAGACAGUGAUAACAUCUCCCCUCAGCCUCCUUUUCUCCAGGCUGAACAGCCCCAGUUCCCUCAACCGUUCCUCAUCAGACUUGUGCUCCUUUGCCAGCGUCCCACAGGAAAGGGACAUCAGGGACAUAUGCAGAUCUAUAAGGGAUUUCCUAUAGGGAGCAAUAGGGAUGUUGAAGGAGGAAAAGUAAAAGUGCCCUUUUUAGCUUAUGUUUUCUACUUUUGGCUUUCUGUUCAGCCUCUACAUCCAAUUAAUUCCCUGCCUCUGGUGCUGUCUCUGCAGAGGGAAUGUGCUAUGGAGUCCUGGGGGAAGAAACUAGUUGAUAGUUGAAAAUCACCUUGAGGCAAGUGCAUGGGGACAUCAGCUCAGGAGAGACCCCCCCCCUUGCCCUAUGUUUUGGUGAUGCUUCUUGGAACAUGGACCCCAUUUAUGUAUGUUUGGGUAGGCACAGGUAGAAGCAGAGUGUUUCCUCCUCCACUCUCAAAAAAAAUGGUUCUCCCCAUCAUGAGAAUAGGAAUCCUUCGCUUCUGUUUCCCACCUCUUGUGUUGUUCCUCAGGUGCUGGCAUUUCUAGGUUUUUGUUUGUUUGUUUGUUUUCUAAUAGCUGAAAUGAAAAAGCAGUGUGAAGAAGGGGGGUGAGAGCCAGAACAGCCAUCUCCUCUUCUCCCAUGGUGCAAUUAUUGUCUGAGCGAGAGACAGAGACAUGGCCCUGUGCCUCACACGGAGCCAUGGGCAGCCAGCCCAGCUCUGGUUCUGGUGCCCCCAAAGACUUUGUAGGGUGACUUUCUAUGUCCAGCAAAUUGCUUUUCUUGGUGUCUCUUUGCUGUCAGACUCCCUUGUUCCCCUCUUCUUCCUCCCCCCCGAAGUCCCAGCACCCCUUGGUGUAUCUCCUCCAUCUUCAUAUUGUGUGGCAACUGUCAGAAAUUGCAAAAAUUACCACAAGUUGGAAAAAUCUGUUUUAUCCACAGCUCUGGCAUAAACCUCCUUCUUUAAUGACUACCUGGUAGCUUGAAACCAAAUGUGAUUUUCAUGAAAUUGAAACCAAACGCACCGUUUUCCUUCCCUUCCCUCCAUGCCCUCCUUGCCCCUUGUUAAAUUGUGCCUUCACCUGCGGGCCAUGUUCCUGCAGUCCCGGCUGGCUCGCCGGACACCUGGGGAAGGUGUUCCUUGAGAGCAAUUGCAGUGCUGCCAACUGCUGGAGGUCCCAUCGCUGCUUCGGUGCGAGGUGUUGAUACGUGAUGGACAAGGUCGUGGCAGACGUGGAAAACGGUCUUGUACUUCUUAUCUGGUGUCUUCUACAGCAGGUUUUCUAUGCAAGAAUUUACAUCUCUUAAAAAAAAAGAUAUAUAUAUAUAUAUAUAUUUUGCUGUUUGUAACUCCUUUUUAUGCCUCCAGUCACUAUUGUACUUAUUAAAGGACUAAUGCUCCAUCUACCAAGGCCCACCUGCUCUUCCCUUCCCUGCGGUCGCCGUGCAGACCCUGUGCCUGCUCUGUCUGGGGAGAGGGUCCCCUGCUCCCAGCCCGGUCACCACCGAGGUGGCCUUGCAGGGACCCAGCGUUACCAUGGGGCACCAAGACACCCUGGGCAGAGGGGUGGUGGGGCCUGUUGAGUCUGACUUCCUUUUGUGGCCCAGCUGCCACCCUUGGGCGCUCCUCCAAGGGUUCCCUAAAUGUUUGAAAUGCAAAGCAGUGGGCAAACCUUUCUUUUUUUCCUGCUCCCUUUUUUUCCCCUCUUCUCUUUUUCCUCUUCCCUUUUUUACCCCCUUCCCUUUUUUUGCCUCUUCCCUUCUUUUCCCCCUUCCCUUUUUCUCCCUUCUUUUGUUUCUCCCUCCCAUUUCAUGGGCUGCCAUGUAACCAGGCAUAGUUGCUGUUUUUUGGUGGUUUUUUGUUUUGUUUUGUUUUUUCCCACUCUGCAGCCCGAAUGCUUCAGCAUUUGCCUUUUAAAUAAAUAACGACAACAACAAAA